This is a messenger RNA of Acanthaster planci (crown-of-thorns starfish), 1604 nucleotides long. RefSeq lists its product as uncharacterized. Gene Ontology annotation, cellular component: lysosome; extracellular region. Gene Ontology annotation, molecular function: calcium ion binding. Gene Ontology annotation, biological process: cell-matrix adhesion. Lineage: Eukaryota; Metazoa; Echinodermata; Asteroidea; Valvatida; Acanthasteridae. The record is from RefSeq and is a predicted model, not a curated record.
GGUUAGACCCUCGGACCUGCGCGUGGACAGAGUGCUCACGUUGAGGGCAUCAAGAAUCGAUUCCGUGGAUGGACAGCAACGAAUCUGACCCCGAAUUUCCUUUCAAGUCAUCUUUCAACUUAGCGGUAGUGUAGAUUCCUCUUUGCAUCCAGGUCAAGGUUUCAGUGGCUAGGGAGAGCCUACAAUAUAACAAUAAAAAAGACCUUCACUGGCUCACGUUUCAGCCAGUGCCUGAAACACGAUAGCGCAUCCCCACAAGUACAUAGUAUCAGAAACUUACUUCAUUUGACUGGUGCAGGUUGACUAGAUUAAGACAAAUAGAUUUGUUAUCAGGAUGCAUACAUUUGUGGCCGUAGGGUUCAUACUUGUAACUUUAGCAGCCGCUAAGGUUCAGGUACCGCCAGAUGUUGCUGGUUUUUACGGGGACCUGCGGGAGCAGGAGCCGAAACCAUGCUGCGCACCGAGUUACUUCACGUUUAAGUCGACUCACUUCCUGACGUACUCACUGGGGGAAGCGGGACUCAUUGUUGAGAUGCAGCAAGCCACUGGGGCAUACGACAGGAUCGCUGAGAAGAUUGCCAGCCGCAUCCACCUAGGCUUCUUCAACGGGACCGAGGAGAGCUACCAUACCAUCGACGACUACCACUCAGGGGUAUCAUACUCCAUUACAAGGAUUGGAGGAGAAUUAAUCUGCAGGUCGAAUGAAUUGGAGGGCGAGUUUCCCGAGGACUGUAUACCGGACGAUGCCACCUACGUUGGGUCAUCUAGUCUGGGUGAUCGUGCCGUGGAGGUUGACUCAUGGUACAUGUCGAAGACACAUCCCGGGCAGGACGUGCACCGCGUGCGCACUGUGCAGAAAGAAGAAUGUGUGCCGAUAUAUUCGACUGGACGAUACGUCAGUCCGGACACUGGUGCAACUUUCCAAACUGAAAGCUCACAUGUCACAGACUUUCAUCUUGGAAUCUGUGACGAGGACAAGCUGUUUCAUGUCCCGGCUAUCUGUUUCGAGCGGGCCACUGAUAAUUCCAAGACUCCAAAGCGUUUGCGGAAAAUCGUCAGACUGAGUCCAACUAUGUCAUACAUCGGUUUGUAAUGGAUCGUAAGUUUAAACUUCGAUGAGAUGACUGAAUGACUUACUAUUUCUAGAAAUAAAAAUGAGAUAAAACAGUGGAAUUCCUACGAAAUUUCCAGUUGUAGACAUUGUAGACUUUCCUUGAAGCGACGAUGCAUAAAUAAGUUUAGAAAGAAAAACACAAAACACUUGUUUCGUGUCUAUACCUACAACUAUGCAGACACGACAAUGCAAUAUUCACAUUUUUUUCAACAAAAUCUGGUGCUACUAUCACGUGACAUUUGUGUCAGCUUUGUGGCAGCAGCCCCAGGAAAUUAUCGUUCUCGUUUAAAAAGUUUAGUUUGGCUUUUUCAAAACAUUGUCAGGAAGGAAGUGGAGCAAACGAGGUCCUGAGAUUCUGAAAGAUUUAGAAAUUAGGCAAUUCAGUUUUCAUUUUUUACAAAAUUUUCAUCUACUGCCGAGAAAAUAAUGAUCUUUUUCUUAGAGACUCUACUACGAAAACAAUAAACAAAGAGCGCUACACUGAUACGUC